UGACUGGUUGGAGCCCUCGGGACGGGAAAAACCAAUGACUGAAAACAACUGGUGAUAUGGCUGAAUAUCGUUCUCAAUAGCUGGCUAGUGCAGAUGCAUCCACUCGUUGUGACUUAUGGUUUCCAAUGAAACCAUUUUCCCCCCUUAUGAUGUUGAUGCUCUUAAUCAGUUUUUUAUGCGCUCUACUUCUACUAUAACUACUUCUAACGUUACUAAUCAUGUAACUGAUAACUUCCAGGACUUUAACACUCUUAAUGUUUUAAAAUGUCUUAAAACUCUUAAGCCCUCAUGUUACCGUGGCCCUGAUGGCAUACCUGCAUAUGUUCUAAAACAAUGUGCAGAUGCUUUAUGUUCUCCUCUAACUAACAUCCUAAAUGCUUCUUUCUCCAAAAACGUUGUACCUGUUCCGUGGAAAGACAUUAAAAUAGUCCCUGUCCCUAAACCUGGAAAUAGCAAGAACGUAAAGUUCAGACCCAUUGCCAUUACUUCCCUGUUUCUAAAGCUUAUGAAAAAACUAGUACUUCUUAAACUCGAACCCUCCCUUAAAUGCUUUGAAGACCCCAAACAAUUUGCCUACAGACAGGGUAGGAGCACUUUAGACGCUGCAGCCGUCUUACACAACAGUAUCGUCUCAUCAUUAGAUAAAGGUGCCAAAUAUGUCCGCUGCACGUUUCUUGACUUCACUUCUGCUUUCGACUCUGUACCUACAUGUCUCUAGCUAAAUAAGCUCUCCAUGGCACAAACUGAGUCCUGGGUCACUAACUGGUUGCAUUCCUACUUCUCUAACAGAAUGCAGUAUACCGUAUACGAAGGUAAAUCCUCCUCUGCUGUGCUCACUAAACCUGGUGUCCCCCAAGGGACUGUACUCUCCCCACUUCUCUUUUCUUUCUCUCUACAUAACCUACCAUCUUCAAAUGACAUUAAUUUUGUCAAAUAUGCUGACGACCUGACUGUACCUUUGCCUGUCAAAUGUCAAAGUGACUGCACUAAACUAAACGGCUUUUUACCAGAAAUCAGCCAAUGGUCCAAGGAAAACGGUCUUACCUUAAAUCCCUCUAAAUGUCAAACAGUCAAUUUCACCUUAAGGCAUAAAUCUGACCUAAACAAGCUGGUUAGCACUCAUGAGGUGUGCAACAUAGAUUGCACUGAAAUUGAAACCAAGUCGGAAAUUAAAUACCUAGGCGUCACUCUAUCUUCUGAUCUUUCCUGGUCGUCUCAUAUCUUGAUGAUUUCUAAGAAAAUAUUCCGUCUUACCCUCUACAUCAAGAAGUUAAGACAUUCUG
Molecule: messenger RNA, 1283 nt
Organism: Trichobilharzia regenti
Lineage: Eukaryota; Metazoa; Platyhelminthes; Trematoda; Strigeidida; Schistosomatidae
Source: the annotation of a GenBank genome assembly